Trichoplusia ni (cabbage looper) is the source of this 3651-nucleotide messenger RNA. Its product is annotated as neuroligin-1-like. Gene Ontology annotation, molecular function: neurexin family protein binding; signaling receptor activity. The coding region runs from base 227 to 2536 and encodes 769 amino acids. NCBI's taxonomy places the organism in Eukaryota, Metazoa, Arthropoda, Insecta, Lepidoptera, Noctuidae. Gene Ontology annotation, cellular component: cell surface; synapse; postsynaptic membrane. The record is from RefSeq and is a predicted model, not a curated record. The transcript has 16 exons. Gene Ontology annotation, biological process: neuron cell-cell adhesion; presynaptic membrane assembly; chemical synaptic transmission.
CGCACAGUCCGCACGUCGUCGCUGCGCCGCCGCGCUCUCCGACUCGCACGCCCGCUACUCCGCACCUGUGACGUGAAAGUGUUAUGGUGAAAAGUUUCGGUAUGCUAGUGUCGUGUGAAUAAUAGAUCGAGGCUACCUCGGAGAGCCGGCACCGCUCGAGAUAAAUGCAGACAUGCACCGCAUCACGCUUAAGCUCCCCGAUGGGCCAACUGUCGCGUGAUGGCGCAUGGAGUGCUUGCAGACGGCGUGGUGCUGGUGCGCGGCGCUGCUGCUCGCGACGCUGGCCGCCGCCGGCCCGCGGUACAGCUCGCGCAUCGUGCACACACACGCAGGUGCAAUCCGCGGCAUCAUAGUAGAGCCGGCGUCGCGGCGGCUGGAGCCGGUGGAGGUGUUCCUGGGCGUGCCGUACGCCGGCGCCCCGGCCCGCCUGGCGCCGCCGCCGCCCGCGCGCGACUGGCCGGGCACGCGCCUCGCAGACGCCUUCGCGCCCGUCUGCCCGCAGCGCUACCCCGACAUAUCCAACAAGAGUGCAGCCCUGACGAAGAUGCCCCUGGGCAUGUACAACGAGCUGAGGGCGACGGUCCCUCUGCUCGCCAACCAGAGCGAAGACUGUCUCUACCUCAACAUCUAUGUACCCGGUAGCGGUGCGCGCGGCGUGGAAGCGCCGUACGCGGUGGUGGUGUGGGCCGGCGGGCCGUCCCACGCGUGGGGCACGGCGAACGCACUCGACGGCGCCGUGCUGGCGGCUCGAGCACACCUGCUCGUCGUCACCAUCAACUAUAGACUAGGUUUAUUAGGUUAUUUAACCCCCGGCGUGCGGUCAGCCCCGGUGCAGGCGGCGGGCGGCGCGGCCGUGCUGGAUGUGGCAGCGGCGCUGGCCUGGGUGCGCCGCAACGUGGCCGCGUUCGGCGGGGACCCGCGCCGCGUCACGCUGGCGGGCCACGCCGCAGGCGCCGCGCUCGUCAACGCCAUGCUCAUGAUGCCUGACAGUAAAGGUCUGGUGUCUCGCGUCCUCCUGCUCAGCGGCUCAGCGCUCAGCCCCACGGCGCUGGUGCCGGACGCGGCGCUCGCGCGGGAGCACACCGCGCAAGCCCUGCGCUGCACGCCAGAGACUAGCAACGAUGAAAACUGGUUCGUGGAGUGUAUUCGCGCCCGUCCCCUGGCAGCCCUGCUGGCAGUAGAAGCGCCCCGCGCCCGCUUCUUGGCGGGCUGGGCCCCGUCAGUACCGGUCUCCCGUGACGCGCCCUCCCAAGGCCAAGCCCCCACUAGGGCGCUGCACGCGAGCGAAGCAUUCCUGGAUUGCGCACUUGCUGUAGUUGUGGCUACGACUGAAAGCUACCAGUUUUUUAAUGAAGAAGACAUACGGCAUGGAUUUGAAGAAGAGCAUAGGAAUCGCAUCCUCCGCACGUACGUGCGCAACGUGUACCGAUACCAUCGCAACGAGAUCUUCGCGGCCAUUCGCAACGAGUACACGGACUGGGAGAAGCCGAUCCAGCACCCCAUCAACAUCCGCGACGCCACGCUGGAGUCCCUGAGCGACGCCGCCGUGGCCGCGCCGGCGCUGCGGGUGGCGCAGCUGCACGCGCGGAGGGGGGCGCGCACGUACUUCGCGCACUUCGCCCAUCAGAGCAAGGACGCUGAUUAUCCUCAGCGACUGGGCAGCGUGUCGAGCGAGACUCUGCCGUACUUCCUGGGUCUGCCGCUGGUGGGUGGCAUGCAGUACUCGCCGCGGAACUACUCGCGCAGCGACGUGGCGGUGGCCGAGACGGCGGUGUCGCUGCUGGCCGCCUUCGCCAAGACCGGCGACCCCACGCCGCGCGCCGACGAGCGCCAGCACGACGGCGCCGCCAGCUGGCCGCGAUACGAGAUGAACACACAGCAGUAUCUAAGUAUAGGGAGUAAGCUCCGCGUGAAGAGUCACUACCGCGGCCACAAGAUGGCGCUGUGGCUCCACCUGAUCCCGCAGCUGCACCGGCCGGGAGCCGCGCCGCGCCACCACCAGUUCAGGUCCAUACACCCUGACAUGUUUGCAGGUGAAAUAUUUCCUGAGCUCUACACAACGACAGCGUCACUGGAUGAUGAAGAGGACAGCACGGAAGCGGAAGAGGAGGCAGCGGAGGCAGAGGAGUGCGAGCCCUCCCCCUCCCCGCGCCCUGCGCUCUCCGCGCUGCCGGCGCCGCAGCCCUCGCCCAAGGAGGACUCGCUCACAAACCUGGACUCGCAGUACUAUAGUUACACGGUGGCGCUGGGCGUGACGGUGGGCGCCGGCUGCUUCCUCCUGGCGCUCAACGUACUCGUCUUCGCAGGAAUCUACCUCCAGAGAGGUCGGAGAAGAACAGCCCAUCGCCGUCCCAGAAGAGAAGGUAGCAGCAGCAGCCGCGGCGGCGGCUCGCUCAGCAACGAGCCCGCCUCCAUCACCUCGCCGCGGAAGAGCACCCUCAAGCGCAGCAGCGAGUCAGAGCUGAAAGAGAGGCCGAGCACCGCCGGCGCCGCGCCCGCAAAAAAACGCGUCCAGAUACAAGAGAUAUCAGUAUAGACAACUUCUGAGCUAGUGACCUUCACCGAGUUAUUAACACGAAUAAUUAAACUGUUGCUAUGUGAAAAACUACCGAAGCCGUUACCAGGGAUAAUCUUGAUAAAGUCACAGGAUGAUAGAACUCUUUUACUGUAGCAGACACGACGUUAUGAAUUGAUAACGAAGAACAAAAACAUGAAACUUUGAUUAAAGAAAUAAAUCAGUGGCGUGGAUAAGAUUACAGCAAAGUUUAAAUAUUUAUGAGCAAAUAGACGAGGCAGAUAGUUGCUCUCGGUGUGAAAUAAAUGUGAUAAAAUGACAAACCUAUUUAGAGUGUGAAAUGUUUCGAUAUAAAGUGACUAGCAAACUUUGCUGCGCACAAAAUGUAUUAAAUAAAUAAAGUGUGAUCGACUUUCUGUGAACGAGUCAUAAGUCUAUGAUAGCGAGUGUUUAUUGUGAAAUAAGAUUGCUCCAGCGAGCCGGGCGAGAGCGAGACGGCUGAGUGGGUGCUGCGCUCCAGUGGCCGGCCGCCCCCCUACCACGCCUCACCGCUGCAGCUGUACGUACGCGACUCAAAGGAUCCCAUUUUAAUGCCGAGGUACACUGCCGGUAUAAACAGUUUCCUUGCAAUCUGAUUUCGACGAGAGCGCGCAAUCGAUUUGCGAUCCUGCGACCCCUGCGUACCACGCUAUCGAUAAGGUUUAUGUAUUCCGUUAUCCUGUAUCUACCUCCUGACCAAUUUAAUCGGUUAGUGAAACGUGUAUUUGUGUUAUCUCUGUUAUUGUUUAUCUUGUAUUUAUAUAGUCUACUUCAGUGUCUAGUCCUCUGUUAUCAAGAACUGUUUCUAUAUUAUGUGAUAGUGGAUGUGUAAUGGAGGCGGUGUUGAGUUGUGAACUCUGAACUUUUAGAUUUCUUUGUAAAGACUUGUUACUUAUGUAUGACGUAUGUAUAUAGAAAUAUAUAUAAUAUAUCUCGGAAUCAAUUUGUGGAAGCUAAGCCGUAUGGGUAACUCUGUAUAUAACUACUAAUAGUUUCUAAUUAUAUACCAAUGUACAUAUUAGAUUGUCGUGAAUAUCUGUGAACUCUGAUGAUGACAUCAUCUUUGAAAAGAGGUUUUAAUAAAGACCAUUUUUUCC